CUUCUUCACUCACUCACGAGCCCUUUCUUCUACAUUCUUCCCAACCAGAGAAAUGGAGCUCAAUCCAUCUGCUCUUCAACCCCAAACCCUCAAUACCUCCGAAGAGCAGCAGCAGGAGGUAACGAUAUCGCCCUCAAAAUCCUCUCCGCCGGUUGCUUCUCUCUCGCUUGCCCUCUCCACCAACCUCCUCCUCUCGAGGCCAUCUCCAUCGCCGGCGGCGGCAGCGGCGGGGAAACCAUUCGCGGCCUUACCCUCCCGCCUCAAGAUCCCGACCCAGAUCUCCUCCCUUACCCGCCUCUCUUUCUCUGCUUCUAAUAUCUCUACCCCAACCCGUCCUUCCAAUCUCUCCUCCUCAACCCCCGCCCUACUGUCAUCUCCUUUGCCUUUCCUCCGCCGCCGCCCAUCGGAUUCCUCAGGCGGUGCUGCCGCUCGUCGAUGCACCCUCCUCUGGUUCCGCUGCGACCUUCGUGUACGCGACAAUGAAGCGCUUACUGUAGCUAGCAACGAUUCUCUGUCCAUUCUUCCUGUUUAUCUGUUCGACCCUCGCGACUACGGGAAAUCCUCUUCAGGAUUUGAUAAGACUGGUCCCUAUCGCGCCACAUUUAUAAUUCAGUCCGUCGCUGAUCUCCGUCGCUCCCUCCGCGCGCGUGGAUCUGAUCUUGUUGUGCGGAUUGGCCGGCCGGAGACCGUGCUCGUUGAGCUGGCACGAUCUGUUGGCGCUGAUGCGGUUUAUAUGCACCGAGAGGUGUCGCAUGACGAGGCGAGGACGGAGGAGAGGGUGGAGAAAGCGAUGGAGAGCGACGGAGUUGAGGUGAAGUACUUUUGGGGGAGUACGUUGUAUCACAUUGAUGAUUUGCCUUUCGAGCUGGAGCAAAUGCCGUCGAACUAUGGUGGGUUCAGGGAAAGGGUGCAGGCUUUGAAUGUGAGGAAAACUAUAGAGGCAUUGGAUCAGAUAAAGGGGCUCCCAUCGAGAGGGGAUGUUGAGCCUGGGGAGAUUCCGACGCUGACGGAUUUGGGGCUUAAUCCUGUGCCUCCUCUGACUCAGGAUGGAAAGCCAGCAGUUAACAGUUCUCUUGCGGGCGGUGAGACUGAAGCUUUGGGGAGACUUACAAAGUUUGCAGCUGAAUGCCGUGCUCAGCCAAACAAUGGUUACAAGAAUAGUGCUCAGGAAAGCAUCUAUGGUGCUAAUUUCUCUUGCAAAAUCUCUCCUUGGUUGGCAAUGGGAUGCAUUUCUCCUCGUUUCAUGUAUGAGGAGCUGAAGAAAACUGCAAAUAGGACAAUUUCAAGAAAAACUCAGAAGAAUGUUGAUGCUUCAGGAGACGGUGGAAUGAAUUGGUUGAUGUUUGAAUUGCUCUGGCGGGAUUUUUUCAGGUUCAUAACAAAGAAGUACAGCACUAAACGAAAGGUUGGUGCUGAGCCAGUGACUGCAUGUACCGGUACCCUUUCUUGAUCCUCUCUUUUAACCAUGAUUUAUGAACCAAUAUAUGCAUGAAUCAUGAAAUGAUAAAUGUGUAGCUAAAUUUUGUUAUUGUAUAAUCAUACAAAUUGAUCAAUUUUGAUUUCUGAUCCUUAUUUAUUGUAUCUCUUAAUAUACUUUCCCAUCAUCCCAUUUUGCAUCAUUAUGCCUUUGUGC
Phalaenopsis equestris is the source of this 1633-nucleotide messenger RNA. Its product is annotated as blue-light photoreceptor PHR2. Gene Ontology annotation, biological process: photoreactive repair. Lineage: Eukaryota; Viridiplantae; Streptophyta; Magnoliopsida; Asparagales; Orchidaceae. The record is from RefSeq and is a predicted model, not a curated record. Bases 53 to 1450 code for a protein of 465 amino acids. The transcript is spliced from 4 exons. Gene Ontology annotation, molecular function: DNA binding; FAD binding.